GCCUUCCACCAUGUCUGGCUAAUUGAUCAUUGGCUACACUAGAAAUUUUUAGUCCCAUUGAAAUAGGAUAAAAUUCCAAAAUCCAAAUCACCAAACAACAAACCAAAAAAAGUUAAAAUUUGAACAUAUCAUCAUCAUCAUUACCUUCAUCACUACUUCAAUCCCCCCACACUUAAAAAUUCCAAACAAUUCCCUCUUCUUUCAACUUUCUUUUCUUCUACUCCUUCCACUUCCACUUCCACUUCCCCCCUUUUUUGUAUAACCUUUUCUUCUACUCCUUCCACUUCCACUUCCCCCCUUUUUUGUAUAACCUUUUCUUCUUGCUCCCUCUUGUGUUAUGUCUCAACUUCCCUUUACUCAACACUCUCACCUAAAAUCUCAAUCUCUCUCUUUUUCUUUCUACUUCUCUUUCUCUCUCACCAUCCCAACCUCUGCAAAAGAAAAAAGAGAUUGUAGUUAUAGUACUACUCAAAAUUGGUAUAAUAUAUACACACAUAACACACAAAAACAUCAUGUGCCUUCAAUAACAUUAUCAUGGUUCGUUUGUUUCAGACCACUGUAAGAGCAAAUUUUGAAAUAGCAACAGAAAACGACAAAACAAGUUAGAAAUAUUUGUGACAAUGAGUAUGAGGAUUUGCAGGAGUUUUUAUAUAUUCAUCCAACUUUAUUGUCUUCUUAUCUUUUCAGGUUCAAAUGCUACUACACAUACACACAAUUCCAAGUCCAUUUCCAGCAGCCGAAAGGACAUAACAACUCCAAUAACAACAGUUCCAACUGGAACUCCUCUCACUACUUCUCCCACUACAACUACUCCAGUACUGAAUCCAACAAUCUCGGAUCCUGAUUCGACCUCUAACGCCCCUGCCAAUCCGGUAAUGACACCAUCCAUUACCAAUUCCCCUACAUAUUCAUCAGGCUCAGGCAGCUGGUGCGUCGCUAGCCAAGCAGCCUCAUUAACGACACUGCAGGUCGCUUUAGACUAUGCUUGUGGAUAUGGUGGUGCUGAUUGCUCUGCCAUUCAGACUGGUGGCACUUGCUACAACCCUAAUACACUCCGCGCUCACGCUUCCUUUGCAUUCAAUAGUUACUAUCAGAAAAAUCCAAUUCCUAGUAGUUGCAAUUUUGCUGGUGCUGCUGUUACUACAAACACUGAUCCUAGUAGUGGCUCAUGUCAAUAUCCAUCAACAAGCACAAGUGCAUCCAUUUUGAAUACGACAAAUUCAAGUGGUUCAACAGUAUUUGGCGCUGGGCCUAUUACGCCUACUACUUCAGCAGCUGUCUCUCCAAAUAUCUUCUUGAAUUAUUACAACCACAUUUUAAUUUAUCUCGUGAUACUGCUAGCAGACUAUCGUAACAUCCUCUGAAGCCUAUUUUUUUUUGUUGGCAAUUGUGGAGUACAACAUAAUGUCCUGGAUAUACAAGAUUGAGUUGAACAGAAAUGGUGUGAUCAGUGAUAUCAAAUUGGUAACAAGUUGUUGUUUUUUUUCAAAUCAAUUUGCUGAAAUGACACGUUGCUGUAAAUGAAGAAAGUGAGGAAUAUGUUGCUGGAUUUGUAGUGUUGCUACUUUGCUUGCUAGAAACUAAGGUUUCUUAUAAGUUUUGUAAAAUUAAGCAUAUAGAACUAAAUAGUUAUGUGGAUAAAAGAACAUGAUA
This is a messenger RNA of Solanum dulcamara, 1653 nucleotides long. Its product is annotated as carbohydrate-binding X8 domain-containing protein. Lineage: Eukaryota; Viridiplantae; Streptophyta; Magnoliopsida; Solanales; Solanaceae. The record is from RefSeq and is a predicted model, not a curated record. The transcript has 4 exons. The coding region runs from base 621 to 1364 and encodes 247 amino acids.